AAACAGAAUCGUCUUUGGGCAUCAGUGUCUUCCAUAACACAGAGAAGAAUCAACGACAAGAUGAUCGCCAAGGUAACUUUGCUGUUUCUCGUCGCAGUGGCCGUUUCUGCCAAAGUUGAGAUGGAGUACCAUCCACAAGCCGUACUUCACUACUUGGAGCUGAAAGAUCAGCACCUGGCAAGGAAGGUUCGAGGCAUGCUCAAGCUCGAUGCAGACUUCCCUAGGCCCAGCCCGAGUUUGCCCCCAGGUAUCUCAAAGGGACUAGUCGUAAGUAUUUAGUUAAACGUUUUGCGGUACUUAAUAAUUAUAACCUUCAAAGGUCCCAGAGCAAGUAUCAAACGUUUCCGUCAAUAGAAAUUUCUGCUUCAUUGAUUGCAGUCAAGGAUUUCUUUCACAGCUUCAUAGAAGGCUUCAUGAACACCAUAUUUAAAAAGGAAACACUGACAUCGAAGAAUAUUACAUAAAGUGGAUUAAGAAUAGUAAGCCAAAAUUAAGACCAAUCAGGGCCUCCUCGCAGAUAGCCUAAUUCUCAGACGUCCGAGGUCGUUCGCUGUCCCUUUCGCUUCCCUCCCUCUCUCGGGAGAGGGAGGGAGGGAAGCGAAAUUAAAGGGACCGCGAACAACCUCGGACGUCUGAGAAUUAGGCUAUCUCGCAGAAAGCCCGGUAAGCUUUAUCGACUUUCGACGCGUUUUUCUUUGCAAAAAUUUUGACGUGUUUAGAUGGAGGGCUAUAUCUUGGUUGUUGCUUUUCCUUUGUAAAAAGAAAAAAGACCUUAACCAGACUGGGCUUUUAAUAUUGUUAUUUGAAUAUUUUUUAAAAUAGAAACACUGUGUCGCUGAAGCCAUCAAAUGCCACAUCGCAGCUGAUGAGGAUGCUUGUGGACAUUUAAAGUGCAUAAAAUCUACGGCUUGUUGUCUGUAUGUGGCCGGCCUUCGAAUAAAGCAUCUACCUGAACCUGUGGUAAGUUCCGCUUAUCACAGGGGCGGAUCUAGGGGGAGGGUGCAGGGGGUGCGCACCCCCCCUGAGAUGACCUGCGGUUUUCUAAUACAACUGGUAUUCUGCAAAAGAAGAAAAACUAUGUGGUUUAUUAGUGUUGAAGUAGAGCAAGAGACGAGUGCACCCCCUCCUAAAAAAAAUCCUGGAUCCGCCCCUGUAUCAACUAUUUCACUUAACAUUUAAAUUGAAUUGAAAAAUAGGAGCAUCUCUGGUCCCUGAGGCCCGAAGCUCCCGGGAGGAUGAGGCACCUUAUGAUGGGCUACUGUUUCUGUGAAGGCCAUGGCGAGGUUUUCACGCCACUUUUUUCGUGGAUGGAAUAUAGCAAUAAGAGAGUUUUCGUCUGGAAUAGGGUGUCGUAUCAAUAAUUUGAAGAAUCAGUACAAGCUAAGAGCUAUUAGGGUCCCCGAGGCACAGCCGAACCCACAAAUUCAUAGAGUAUAUCCCUCGGGUUCGUGGUUUAGGCUUGACAUCAGAAAGUCUGGGUUUAUAAGUCCUUGGGGUACACUAGUACGAUUCUAGGGAUUUACCAGUCUGUUUCAAAUUUCCUCCAAAAGUUUUUUUUAGCUCGCGUAAACGAGAUGGGAUAUUUUUUGAAAGAAAAGUUGGAAAUAUUUUAAAAAUUGAACUUUUUUAGCUAGGGGGAGGGCCGACAGGGCAUUCAAUGUAAUUCAAUGUUACAGUUAACCGAGCAGUAAAGCUUUACUCAUUUCUCCAUUUACACGGGGUCAAACUUCGUACCUUAAUUGGUCUUGAAACUUAAACACAAACUACGCUACUGAUAAACUACCUUGGGAUACAAAAUAAUCUGAUAUAGAUCAUUUUUGGUCACGUUAUCUUGAAGGCAGUGAGUGUGUUAGGUCUAAACUUGAAAAUAGCCCUGGGGUUCCUGUCCGAAAGUCAGGGCGAUUCUUUACAUAAGACGUUACUCCACCCUACCUUUAACUACCUCAGUUUCCAGGCAGGUCACAAGUGUAACUGUAUAACUUUAGGGGAUCAACAACAAUAACAAUAAGAACGGGUAUUGCUGUGAUGAAAUUACCAGAUAGUGGUCCAGGCUAAAAACGGGGAAUUAAUAGAUUUUGUAAAAUAAUUAAUGGUUUUGAAGGGAGUUUUUCAUAUUAACUGUGUUUUGGGGUUUCUAUUUUGAUUUACUAAAGAAAAAAUGUCUACCAAUCAUUCCGUGCUGCCUGGAGGGAAGCGACAGCUGCGAGGAGAAACUGGGAUGUUUCGUGAAGUUUGGAAAUUGCGCAAAGGUGCUUGGGGACGAGAAAUACAGGAAGUAA
Molecule: messenger RNA, 2279 nt
Organism: Porites evermanni
Lineage: Eukaryota; Metazoa; Cnidaria; Anthozoa; Scleractinia; Poritidae
Source: the annotation of a GenBank genome assembly